CAAAAACUCAAAGACUUUCUUCACAGUUCACACAAAACAUAACUUCAGCAUUCAAAAGCUAUUUCUUUAUUUAAUACUUCCUCCACAUCCUAAAGAAAAAUGGCAAUCAGUAUGGGACGCAUUCUCCGUGGGAAGCAAGGAGGCCUUAGAAGGUCUUCCUCAAGAACAAACAGAGAAAGUGAGGUUCCUAAGGGCCACUUUGCAGUUUAUGUAGGGGAGAGCGAGAAGAAACGUUUUGUCCUUCCAAUAGCAUACUUGAAGGACCAUUCAUUCCAAGAACUGCUAUGUCAAGCUGAAGAAGAAUUCGGAUUUGAUCAUCCAAUGGGUGGGCUUACAAUUCCUUGUCCUGAGGAUACCUUCCUCGACAUCAUCUCUAGCAUGAGUAGUAGAUCCUGAUAGACUUCAGAUAUCUUAGUUCCUUGGCAUCAAAACAAUUUUGUAGAGAAGCUUAUUCUUGUACAAUGUUCUAUUCUUUUCCUUCCUGGAAGGAGAGUUUUAAGCAGGGCUGAAAGAAAAACUUUCCACUCCAAAGGGCCAUUGACAUUUACUCUUCACACUACUCUCCAACUUCAUUCCCUCACAUUCUAAUGAAUCGAAAUGCUUUCUUCUGAGUGAUCAACGCUGGCUGACUCUAGCUCCAUUAUGCAAAACAGUUACUAAAAAUGCCAUUCUGCUCAGGAUCUUUCAACCAGCAUUUGCCCCAAUCUCUGCCUUGCCAAAAUAUGACUACCAUAAAUGAGGCUGUAAAAA
Molecule: messenger RNA, 750 nt
Organism: Cuscuta campestris
Lineage: Eukaryota; Viridiplantae; Streptophyta; Magnoliopsida; Solanales; Convolvulaceae
Source: the annotation of a GenBank genome assembly